GGGCCCGUGGCUGGGGGGGCUUCUGGCUGUCUGGGGCCCGUGCUUCCCUGACUGCCCGCACGUCCCUGUGACGGGGUGCCCCUCUCCCCCAGCACUUCAAAGUUGCGACAGUGAUUUCUCUAGGGAUUUCCUCCUGAUGGCGAAUGAAAAUUUUUAUUGGUGGACUGAAUGAGUAGUCAAGCCUGCUGCCUUACAAACGUCAGGAAGGUAGAGUUCACCUGUGAAGUGGGGAGCCAUUGCCUAGAGCUGUCAGAGCCCCUGAAAGGUUCCUGAACAGGCUGAUGGCCACUGGCUGGUGAUAUGACUGACUGCAGUUGGUCUAAAGGAUACCCCGUCGCUAAGGCUGGCUUCAUCAGUUUUCAUCCAGCGACUCCUGCGGUUCAGCUGGAAAACAAAGAAUUUCUUUGCAUCAAGCCUGCACGGAGAUAGUGACGGCAUUCUCAGAAAAGAAUAAGACAGAGAUGACCUGCUAAUCAUUGUCCAGAAUCUGGCCCCCACUUUGGCCACUGCUGCCGCCUGUUCUACAUCUCAUUCACUCAAGCGAUGGCUCCCAUGCAAGUUGGACCUGGGGCUUGUAGCCCUCCACUAGGCUGUCGCAGAGGAGGCAUGCUUGUGAACAGCCUCUCUCUGUGCUACCACAACAAGCUCGUCUUGGCCCCCAUGGUUCGGGUAGGGACGCUUCCAAUGCGGCUGCUCGCCCUGGAUUAUGGAGCAGAUAUCGUUUACUGUGAGGAGCUGAUCGACCUCAAGAUGCUUAAAUGCAAGAGAGUUGUCAAUGAGGUGCUCAGCACCGUGGACUUUGUCGCCCCCGAUGGCCGAGUUGUCUUCCGCACCUGUGCAAGAGAGCGGAACCAGGUGGUCUUCCAGUUGGGGACUUCAGACGCAGAGCGAGCCCUUGCUGUGGCCAGGCUGGUGGAAAAUGACGUGGCUGGUAUUGACGUCAAUAUGGGCUGCCCAAAGGAAUACUCCACCAAGGGAGGAAUGGGAGCUGCGCUGCUGUCCGACCCUGACAAGAUCGAGCAGAUCCUCAGCACUCUGGUUCACGGGACAAGCAGACCGGUGACCUGCAAGAUCCGAAUUCUGCCCUCGCUGGAGGACACCCUGAGCCUUGUGAAGCGGAUCGAGAAGACCGGCAUUGCCGCCAUCGCAGUUCAUGGGAGGAAACGGGAGGAGCGCCCUCAGCACCCUGUCAGUUGUGAGACCAUCAAAGCCAUAGCGGAGACCCUCUCCAUUCCUGUCAUCGCCAAUGGAGGCUCUCACGACCACAUCCAAGGGUAUCUGGACAUAGAAGACUUUCGACGAGCCACGGCAGCAUCUUCCGUGAUGGUGGCCCGCGCGGCCAUGUGGAACCCGUCCAUCUUCCUCAAGGCGGGUCUACGGCCCCUGGAGGAGGUCAUGCAUAAAUACAUCCGAUAUGCAGUACAGUAUGACAACCACUACACCAACACCAAGUACUGCUUGUGCCAGAUGCUGCGAGAACAGCUGGAGUCACCCCAGGGAAGGUUGCUCCACGCGGCCCAGUCUUCUCGGGAAAUUUGCGAAGCCUUUGGCCUUGGUGUCCUCUAUGAGGAGAGCUCGAGGGAGCAGGAUUCGCGACGGGCGGAGCUCUUGGCCGGGAUCCCAGAGGAGGCGAGGGAGCUCGGGGACGACGUCUCCGGUGUCAUUAAGAUGGCUGUCAAGUUUGACCGGAGAGCAUACCCACCCCAGAUCACCCCUAAGAUGUGCCUGCUGGAGUGGUGUCGUAGGGAGAAGUUGGCACAACCUGUGUACCAGACGGUUCAGCGCCCCCAGGACCGUCUCUUUGGUUCCGUUGUUACUGUUGCUGAGCAGAAGUACCAGUCCACCUUGUGGGACAAGUCCAAGAAACUGGCGGAACAGGCUGCAGCCAUUGUCUGUCUGCGAAGCCGGGGCCUCCCCGAGGGUCGACUGGGUGAUGAGAGCCCCUCCUUACACAAACGCAAGCGCGAGGCCCCUGACCAAGAUCCUGGGGACCCCUGCACUCAGGACCCAGCGCUGGCCGGGGAGUUGUGCAAGAAGCCCCUUGUGGCCCUGGGAAGUGGGGAAGAGAGCCUGCAGGAAGGCCGGUGACUGCUAUCCCUGCCCUGAUCGUCUCCUCCAAGGACCUGGCCCCAAGAUGGCUGUAGACACUGGAAUGUGAACGGACCAUUGAGCGGUUUGCCAGCCCUGCCUGGCAGGAGUUAGGGGUCCUGGCUGGGACAUCAGCUUGGGGUCUGAGCCCAGGAGUAGGUCACCUCUCUCCCGGUGGGCCGAGUGACGUGACGGGGCCAAGUUCUGAGUGACCUCAGUAUUCUCAUGGAAACAGUAGCUGUUCAGGUGGCACCUUCCCAGCUUAACAUCAGUGCCGUGAAAUAAAGACACCUGCCCUCACUCAUGGCUGGCAACUUCAGCCUUGGGCACUGGGGCACCCAGA
Echinops telfairi (small Madagascar hedgehog) is the source of this 2431-nucleotide messenger RNA. It is a transcript of the gene DUS2, whose product is annotated as dihydrouridine synthase 2. Gene Ontology annotation, cellular component: cytoplasm. The record is from RefSeq and is a predicted model, not a curated record. The transcript is spliced from 18 exons. Gene Ontology annotation, biological process: tRNA dihydrouridine synthesis. Lineage: Eukaryota; Metazoa; Chordata; Mammalia; Afrosoricida; Tenrecidae. Gene Ontology annotation, molecular function: tRNA binding; tRNA dihydrouridine synthase activity; flavin adenine dinucleotide binding. Bases 544 to 2088 code for a protein of 514 amino acids.